Molecule: messenger RNA, 960 nt
Organism: Heterobasidion irregulare TC 32-1
Lineage: Eukaryota; Fungi; Basidiomycota; Agaricomycetes; Russulales; Bondarzewiaceae
Exons: 5
Coding region: 1-960 (319 amino acids)
Cellular component (GO): mitochondrion
Molecular function (GO): protein-containing complex binding
Source: RefSeq, a predicted model, not a curated record
AUGGCUCAGAAGGUCGUUCUCUGCGGGGCAGGAUUUCUAGGAAGCAACAUUGCAAUCGCUAUCAGCAAAGGCAACGCUUCUACCAAGGUUCUGCGUCGCAUUCAAGUAUCCUCGCGACAUCCUCAGUCUACAUAUACCCAGUUGACCCGUGACAUCCCUCAAGAACAUCUCCUACCGCCAAUUCCAAUCGACAUCACGAAUCCACAGACCCUGCGACAGGCUUUCGACAAUGCUGAUGUCGUUAUUUCGUUGGUUGGAAUUCUCCAUGGGUCGCCAGAACAAUUUGACAAGAUUCAAUGGAGGGGUGCGGAGAACGUGGCAAACGCGGCGAAGGAAGUUGGCGCCAGAUUGAUCCAUAUCAGUGCAAUCGGUGCAGACAAAGAUAGCGAUAUUCCCUACGAGAGGACCAAAGCUUUAGGUGAAGAAGCUGUGUUCAAGGCAUGCCCGGGAGCUACGGUUGUGAGACCCAGUCUCGUGUUCGGGCCGGGAGAUGGAUUCUUCCUGAGGCUCGCUAGGCUAUCUCAAAUUCUUCCGUUCAUGCCAGUCUUUGGAGGCGGCCUCACACGAUUUCAGCCCGUAUAUGCGGGUGAUUUGGGGCGACUUGUUGAGAUCAUCACGAGAUCCGACGAAGAAGUCAUAAAAAAGGUCGCGGGUAAGAUUAUUGAGGCCGGUGGUCCAGAUGUAUUUACUUAUCGUCAAAUCAUCGAGCUGGUCCUCAAGUAUACCAAGCGCAUAAGACCUAUUAUAUCUCUUCCUUGGUUCGUUGGAGAGGCUCAAGGCGCUAUUUUUGAACGUCUCCCUCCGAAUUUGUUUACCGUGACAAGAGAUCAGGUGGCUCAGCUGAAGCACGAUAACGUCGUUUCAUCCGACUCCGCCCAUCUUUCAUGUAAGGAAAUAUUAGAAGAGUACUCGGCGGCUUCGUCUACCUCUGUUCAUGAGAUAUUACCAAAGUACCUUUGA